AUGGCUAAGCUACGGACCAAUAUGCAGGCGUUCUUGUGGCUGAUCACUCUCUUCGUUGGCCUUACACUAGCCAACGUUGAAAAGACCAUGUUUAUAUCGCCGAAUUUGGACGAGGAACAUUCCGCGCUGCUAAAUAUCAUUGAUUUAAAGACCCUCUCUCCCUCUGCGCCGAGUAUACGGGAGCACCUUGAAGCAGAGUUUCCCACUGCCGCAGUUCCAUCUGGAAGAAGGUCUUGGUUUCGUCUGGACGGGCUGGUUCCAGGGCAACGUUAUGAAGUUCGGGUGUGCUGGGUUGCGACACAACCGACCGCUUUCGCCCUAUCAACCUAUGAACCAUCUCAGAUUGCCCGGUCUCCAAAACUGAUGUCUUCCAUGACUCAGUUUGCGGAGUCCAAGGGAAACGACAUAGGUCAAAGGCACCCACCCUCACGGGAAACCACAGGCAGUUCUCCAGCUGGAGCAACGUUGUUUCUUGUCAUCGACACCGCAGCCGACUACUUCACCGCCAAUCAAUCAUUAAUGGCGAACGCACCCCCUGUCCUAGUCGACAUCAUCCUUGAUCCGUAUAUCUUCAAUAUACUACCAACCUCCCUUGUGCCUACCUUAGGGUACAUAGCGGCGUCAGCCAUACUUGCAUGGUUCUUAUCGCAAUAUAUUUGGCUCCAGUUUUCAGCCGCUGCGGACGUACUGGAUAGCAAUAGGAGUAGUGGAAGCGAAAUCCAGCCGCAGUCGGUUCUGGGACAUACUAACUGGAUUGGAUCUGCGAGAAAGAAGGAUCAUCGCAUUGAUUUUUUCAGCUGUUAA
Messenger RNA from Arthroderma uncinatum, 804 nucleotides. RefSeq lists its product as uncharacterized. Gene Ontology annotation, molecular function: mannosyltransferase activity. NCBI's taxonomy places the organism in Eukaryota, Fungi, Ascomycota, Eurotiomycetes, Onygenales, Arthrodermataceae. The record is from RefSeq and is a predicted model, not a curated record. The transcript has 2 exons. Gene Ontology annotation, biological process: GPI anchor biosynthetic process. Gene Ontology annotation, cellular component: mannosyltransferase complex; endoplasmic reticulum membrane. Bases 1 to 804 code for a protein of 267 amino acids.